Molecule: messenger RNA, 4540 nt
Organism: Phoenix dactylifera (date palm)
Lineage: Eukaryota; Viridiplantae; Streptophyta; Magnoliopsida; Arecales; Arecaceae
Product: DExH-box ATP-dependent RNA helicase DExH6-like
Cellular component (GO): intracellular anatomical structure
Molecular function (GO): helicase activity; ATP binding; RNA binding
Source: RefSeq, a predicted model, not a curated record
CCUUGUUCUCUAGAGACGACGACUGGGGGGCCGUAGAAACCCUCGAAUUCGAAGAAGCCGAGAACCAAGCAGGCGAGACUCUCGGAGCUCCCACUCUCCCUCUCGCGCUCGCCUCAGUGGCGAAGUAGAAGCGAAGAAGAAGAGGGAGAGAGGAGGCGAGAAAGAUGGGGAGGAAGGGGCAGAAGAAGGGGAAUGGAGGGGAGCAGCAGCCGGUCGUCGUCACCGAGGCCACCCGCAUUCAAAUAGGCAAAAUCCUCGAGGAGUUCCGAGUCUCAGAUGCGAAAGUUUACACAUUUGAACCUGGUUUGUCGAAGCAUGAACGAGCUGCAAUUCAUGAAAUGUGCAGAAAAAUUGGUAUGAUAUCAAAAAGUUCUGGGUAUGGAGAACGUAGAUGUCUUUCUGUAUACAAAAACAGAAAGAAACAGGGAGCUAUUAAGAAUGAAGAAGAGACUGUUACUUGCUUGAAAUUUUCAGAAGAAACAAAAAAUGUCUUACGGGACCUAUUUACACGUUUUCCUCCUGAUGAUGGGGAGUUGAGGGAAGAAGCACUCAGGAGUUCUAGCAAAAAGGCCGGUAAACGGCAAUGGAAGCAAGAUAGUAGCUUUUUCAAACCAUCAAUGCACAAGUCUGAAAUUGCAAAGAAGGUGGAUCAGCUUACAUCUAAGAUAAAUGGGUCUGCACAGCUGAAAAAGAUCAUGGAAGACAGAGCUAAACUUCCAAUUGCAUCCUUCAAGGAUGUCAUCACAUCAACAUUGGAAACUAACCAGGUGGUGCUGAUUUCUGGUGCGACUGGUUGCGGUAAAACUACUCAGGUCCCUCAAUACAUCUUGGAUCAUAUGUGGGCAAAAGGUGAGGCAUGUAAAAUUGUGUGUACACAACCCAGGCGCAUAUCAGCCAUUUCAGUUGCUGAGAGAAUUGCUUAUGAAAGAGGGGAAACUAUUGGAGAAAAUGUAGGAUAUAAGAUACGUCUGGAGUCUCAAGGCGGAAAGAACUCAUCCAUAAUGUUCUGCACUAAUGGAGUUCUUUUGAGAUUAUUGAUCAGCAGAGGUGCAAAUUCAUCCAAGGCAGAAAUGGGAAACAAGAAGCUGGAGGAUGGUAUCAUGGGAAUAACCCACAUUAUUGUGGAUGAAAUUCAUGAAAGGGACAGGUUUUCUGAUUUUAUGCUGGCAAUUCUCAGAGACAUCCUGCCUUCAUAUCCUCAUCUUCGAAUGGUACUCAUGAGUGCUACUAUUGAUGCCGAGCGAUUUUCGCAGUACUUCAAUGGAUGCCCCAUUAUUCAGGUCCCCGGCUUUACGUAUCCAGUCAAAACUUUCUAUUUGGAGGAUGUCCUUUCUAUCUUAAAAUCUACAGAUGAUAAUCAUCUGGAUCGUGUGGCCAUAAGUGGUGUGGAGGAAGGUACUUCAUUGACAGAAGACUACAAAAAUGCCCUAGAUGAAUCAAUCAAUCUAGCUUUGUCAAAUGAUGAAUUUGACCCACUGCUAGAACUGAUUUCUUCUGAGCAAACACCAAAAGUCUACAACUACCAGCAUUCGUUGACUGGUGUAUCACCAUUGAUGGUGUUUGCUGGAAAGGGCAGAAUAGGAGAUGUAUGCAUGCUCCUGUCAUUUGGUGCUGACUGUUCUUUAUGUGCCCAAGAUGGAAGCUCCGCUCUGGAUUGGGCUCAGCAGGAGAAUCAGCUCCGGGUCUGUGAAAUUUUAAAAAAACACAUAGAGAAAGAUAUAUCAAAGUCAGCAGAGGAGGAGGAGCUACUUGGCACAUACCUAGCAAGCAUUAACCCGGAGCACGUUGACACUGUACUGAUAGAGAGGUUAUUAAGAAAAAUAUGUACUGAUUCCAAGGAGGGAGCUAUCCUAGUGUUUCUUCCGGGAUGGGAUGACAUAAAUCAAAUCAGAGAGAGAUUGCUUGCUUCUCCAUUUUUUCGAGAUCCAUUGAAGUUUGUGAUUCUCUCUCUCCAUUCUAUGAUUCCAUCUGCAGAGCAGAAGAAAGUUUUCAAAUGUCCACCUGUUGGUGCCCGUAAAAUUAUUCUCUCAACAAACAUUGCAGAGACUGCUGUUACCAUUGAUGAUGUUGUGUAUGUGAUAAACAGUGGUCGGAUGAAAGAGAAAAGUUAUGAUCCUUAUAACAAUGUAUCUACUCUGCAGUCUUCUUGGGUUUCAAAAGCUAGUGCAAGGCAGCGUGAGGGACGUGCUGGUCGUUGUCAGCCUGGAACUUGUUACCAUCUGUACUCGAGAACACGUGCAGCAUCUCUACCAGAGUACCAAGUUCCUGAAAUAAAACGGAUGCCAAUUGAGGAACUCUGUUUGCAGGUCAAGUUGCUUGAUCCAGAUUGUGGAAUAGUAGACUUUUUGCAGAGAACUUUGGACCCUCCAGUUCCAGAAACUAUCCGUAAUGCAAUCAUUGUUCUUCAAGACAUUGGUGCCUUAACAGAUGAUGAAAAGCUUACAGAUCUUGGGGAAAAGCUUGGUUCCCUUCCUGUUCAUCCAUCAACUAGCAAGAUGCUAUUAUUUGCUAUCUUGAUGAAUUGCCUAGAUCCUGCAUUAACACUAGCAUGUGCAUCAGAUUAUCGAGAACCAUUUAUUCUGCCAAUGGCUCCCGAUGAGAGGAAGAGAGCUGCAGCAGCCAAAGUUGAACUGGCUUCCUUGUAUGGUGGCUAUAGUGAUCAGCUUGCAAUUGUUGCAGCAUUUGAUUGUUGGAAGCGUGCAAAAGACAGGGGUCAAGAAUCACAGUUUUGCUCCAAGUAUUUUAUCUCUUCAAACACCAUGAACAUGUUGUCUAACAUGCGGAAGCAGCUUCAGAGCGAAUUGGCAAGAAAUGGUUUUGUUCCUUCAGGUAUAUCUAACUGUAGUUUAAAUGCCCAAGAUCCAGGCAUCCUGCGGGCGGUCCUCAUGGCUGGUACUUAUCCAAUGGUGGGAAGAUUGCUCCCCCCUCGCAAAAAUAGUGGUAAAAGAGCUAUUGUGGAGACGGCUAGUGGUGCCAAAGUUCGCUUGCAUCCACAUUCCUUGAACUUUAAUUUAUCAUUUAGCAAAUCAACUGGUAGCCCACUUAUAAUUUAUGAUGAGGUUACCCGUGGAGAUGGGGGGAUGUACAUAAAAAACUGUUCUCUGGCUGGGCCAUAUCCAUUGUUGUUACUUGCAAUGGAGAUGGUUGUUGCUCCUGCAGAUGACGAUGAUGAAAGUGAUGAAGAUGAAGCUUCCAGUGGUGAGGAAGAUGAGAUGGAAAUGAACACAUCUUCUGGAAAGAGUGGAGAGGAGAUUAUGUCUUCUCCUGAUAACACUGUAUCAGUCGUCGUUGACCGAUGGUUAAGAUUUGAAUCAACAGCACUCGAUGUUGCUCAGAUUUACUGCUUACGAGAACGGCUAUCUACUGCUAUCUUAUUCAAAGUCAAGUAUCCACAGGAAGUCCUACCUCCUGCACUUGGGGCAUCCAUGUAUACCAUUGCUUGUAUUCUUUCAUAUGAUGGAUUGCCGAGUAUAGUGCCUCGUGAAUCAAUGGAUCCCCAAAAAUUGAAGGCAGAUGCCACUGACAUGAAUCCGGGAAGGAGAGCAAUUGGAUAUAUUUCACCUGGCAAAUUCCUUAUAUCUUUAAUAUCAGAUAAAGUCGGAAAUAAAUCGCAUUUCCACAAGAACAGGGCAGCAGUGCAUGGUAGUGCCAUCUCAACAGGCUCCCUGCCACAUGCCCCAGUUGACAGGUUCCAACAACAAGGGCCUGCCUUAAAUGGACGAGGUUCCGGUGGUGCUGCACCAAGGGUCAGGUCUUCUAAACGGCAGCGCAAGAGUGGGUCCCAAUGAGAAGUGAUAGGUCCGAAGCCCAUUUUUAAUCAUUUUCGAUUAUAUUGGCUUGAUACCUAGGCCCCAUUGAGGGAUCCACAUGAUGUAAAAUUGGAUGGGUCUAUUCAAGGGUUAUCAAUGGAUUAUUCUUCUAUAUCUAACCAGUAUCUUUGGCUCUCUCCUGAGGUACGGCAGGACUUCAUUCAACAUCAAUGAUUGAAGCAAAAUGUUUGUGAUGAAUGCUUUGAGUUGCUCAGGACACUGCCUGCUGCCACGUAAAGCUAUUUUUCCCUGGACAUCAUUUCACCAGAUGUGUUGUACUCUAUGGCUAUUGAUUUUUAACUCUGUUGCAUCUUACUGAUCUGGUGAUUCUGACCGCACCGGUUAAGAAGUCCAUUUUGUGGCAGCAUGCUAAAGGUGCUGAGAAGUUGGUUGAGCUUUCCACUUUAUUUAGGAAAGUGCUGGGAUCUGUACCACUAAUCAAUUUGUUAAUGCAGUGAUAUAAUCUACAUCUUUGCGUGGAUUGCUAACUGGUAUGGAGCCUUUGAGCAUGUUACAGAGCAAAUAACACAGUAAUGAAACAGAGGAACAGAGAAAAGAAUUGAGGCAAUUGCUGAUUUCGACGGGGCUAUUUCAAUUGGGAAAACAGAAAUUACUUGUAGAAUAAUAUAUAUUCAUUAAUCCCUCAUCAGUUUAGUUUUUGUAAAAUUGAUUCUCCUGUCUAGGUGAUUUUAAAGAUGAUAUUUAUUAAACUAGACAUUCUUUGGCCUAAA